CUCUCCUCUGCAGUUUCGAUUUCCCCUCAUUUUUGCCCGCUAUGGUUCUCUCCAGACGCGCGUCGCCAGCAGACCCCAUUGCUUUGCAGACAGAGCGGCUACUGGAUGACAGCAACGCCAAUGCCAAGGCACACCAGCCCAAGCGCAUUCUUGUCUGGGACGAGCUGCCAGCGUGGAUGCGCGACAACCACUAUAUCCGGACCGGGUACCGCGCGCCGACGAAUUCCUUCCAAAAGUGCUUCCAGUCGGUCUUUUACCUGCACAACGAGACCGGCAACAUCACGACGCACCUGCUGGGCGCGCUCGGGUUCCUGGGGCUCUGCUACACGGUGACGCAGAACGUGUUUCCGCAGUUCGAGACCGUGGACUGGCAGGACAUUGUCACAAUGUACGUGUUUCUACUGGGGAGCUUGUCGUGCCAUUCGCAUGGCGUGCAGAGAAUGUACAACAAGUGCGAUUACGUCGGCAUCGUGUUCCUCAUCGUCGGCUCGUGCGUGCCCAUGUUCUGCUACACAUUCUACUGCAACCCGUACCUAAAGCUCUUCUACCUGGGCCUGAUCUCCACGCUAGGCGCCAUCACCAUCGCCAUGGUAGUCACGCCCAAAUUCGGCACGUCCGAGUACCGGCCUCUGCGGGCGGUGACGUUUGUGCUGCUGGGCCUAUCGGGGGUGCUGCCGGCCAUGCACGCGCUCAUCAAGUUUGGCUGGGAGUAUGUGCUCAACGCGGUGCAGGUCCCGUACAUGCUGGCGAUGGGCGGGUUCUACAUUGUCGGGGCGACGCUGUACGGCACGCGUAUCCCCGAGCGGUGGUUCCCUGGAAAGUGCGACUAUUGGCUGCACUCGCACCAGAUAUUCCACGUGUUCGUCGUCAUAGCUGCGGUCUUCCACUACGUCGGGGUUGUCAGGGCGCUUAGGUGGACGCAUACCGAGGGACGUGGCCUGUGCGAAAUCGCCCCAUGAAGGAAAUCAGCGGUGCGUGAUGCUAGGGAUCUAGCAUUUCAUUAGCGCUGCCCCUAUUCCCUUCCUGGGCAGUUCCUAAAAAUGCGGGUUCAUUUUCUCACCUCUCUUGUUCUUGCAUACUCUGCGCCUUUUAUAUUUAAA
Linderina pennispora is the source of this 1100-nucleotide messenger RNA. Its product is annotated as putative hemolysin-III channel protein Izh2. Gene Ontology annotation, cellular component: membrane. The coding region runs from base 42 to 959 and encodes 305 amino acids. The record is from RefSeq and is a predicted model, not a curated record. Gene Ontology annotation, molecular function: signaling receptor activity. Lineage: Eukaryota; Fungi; Kickxellomycota; Kickxellomycetes; Kickxellales; Kickxellaceae. The transcript has 2 exons.